UAUAACAGUACUACAGUAAUAUACUUAGUUUUAGACCCUAACGUUGAACAGACAAUAAGAGAAAGAAACAAAACAUGGAAGACAGUAGAUACGCUUAAUUUAUUAUAAGAUAUGCAAACACUGCAAGCGCUUUUCUCAUAAAUCCGUCUGGCUACACAAGCCUGCGACCAGCGACAAAAUUCAAGAUGGCGACCCCAGAUUCAAGGAAUGGAGAGGUUGUUCUUGUUAUGUAGGUCGAUGAAACGAUGAGUUUAACUUUAAGUAUACUAUCCGUUGUAAUGAGAAAGUGUGUUUUUCUUUUAGAUAAAGAUAAUCCAAGAGUUUAUGUUUCAAAUAACGUUUUUAGUUUGAAAAUGUAAACUCCAUUUUAAUAAAAAAAUCCGCUAUAGGAAGCUAACUUAAAUCCACCAUCUCGCUCGAGCAAGGCCUGACAAUCAUGCGAGCACUUGUCACGUGAUUCGUAAACCCACGCAGUAGAAGGCUUUGCCAUUAUUAUUGUUCGUCUGCGCCGAAUACCGAUUCGCCGCCUCGAGUUUGACCUCGCUGGAUACAUGAAACAGACUAUAGCUCGACGACUAGGCACCGUUGCUGAUUUCAUCUCCAGUGUUGGACCGAGAUGAUAAACUAAUAAAGCUUGAUAACUUAAUCGUUAGGCUCUUAAUUUGUUGUGUACGUGGACUGUUUUAUGGUUGAUGGUUAAUUAAUAAAUUAGUAAAAGAAUCAAUAAUGCACGAUUUCGUUAUACGCAACGGACGAGUAAUCGACCCGGCUCUUCAGAUAAACCAAGUAGCCGACGUGUACGUGACUAAUGGGCGUAUUUCCAGGGUUGGAAGUCCUCCAGAAGGCUCCCGCAUCUGGAGCUCAGUAGAUGCCUCGGGCUGCAUUGUGACCCCGGGACUAAUUGACCUCCACGUCCAUGCAUACGAACACGCCACGCCCCUUGGCGUGAAUGUAGAUCGAAUGUGUUUGGCAAGGGGCGUCACCACGGUUGUCGAUGCAGGCAGUUCAGGUUCUGCAACAUUCCCAGGACUGAGGAAGUUUAUAGCAGAGAGUAGCAAGACCAGAGUUCUGAGUUUCCUUCACAUAGCUCAACAUGGUCUCGCCUCAGCUGGGUGUGUUAUGAAAGAUGCUGGAGGUGAAUGUGACUCACUGAAUGUGCUGAGGGUUGAUGAAUGUACCAAAGCUAUCAAUGACAACAGGGAUAUGAUAGUGGGAGUCAAACUCAGACUUGCUGUACCUAUAUCUGAUAAUGGAAAAAAUGAAGAGGAGGCAUACAGGAGAGCUCUGCAAGCUGCCAAAACAUGCAAAGUUCCUCUGAUGGUCCACCAUGCUAUUUCAUCUAUUGGUCAUGGUCCUUCCACUGCUGGUGAGUUAACUUGUCCAGGUGAUUUAGGUCAAGGUGACAUCUACACACACUGUUUCCAUGGUCACCAGAGCUCUAUUCUUAAUGAAGCCACCGGUGAAAUAGAUCCUUCCUGCAUAGAGGCCAAAAAACGUGGGGUGUUAUUUGAUGUUGGUCACGGUCAAGGGUCCUUUAGCUGGAGUGUAGCAGAAAAAUGUGUUGCUAAAAAUUUCUUGCCCGACACAAUCAGUACGGAUCUUCACACAGGCAGCAUGUACGGCCCAGCGUAUGACCUGCCGUGUGUCAUGACCAAAAUGUUGCAUGCUGGGAUGGCAUUGGAAGAUGUCAUUGCUGCAGUGACAUCAACACCUGCAAGGGCUGUUGGGAAACAGCAUGAGAUUGGCCAGCUAGGAGAAGGUUUUACUGCUGACAUUACCAUCCUAAAGCUGGAAGAUGUGGUAGAGAAUCUAGAAGACUGCGCAGGGGAAGUAAGAACAAUCACCAAAGCGUUUAAGCCUGUAGCUGUCUAUGUGGGUGGUGAGGAGUAUCCAGUAGUGGCUGAGAGGUCAUGGCCAAAUCUGACCAGCCAACAGGUGUGCCAAGCUCGUAUGGAGCAGAUGAGAGCAGAGGAUGUAUUGGUUAAAUGACAACCUGUCACUGGCUGCCAAUCUGUUUACGUCACAAUUCCAUGUGCCAUUUGUUGUGUUUUAUUUAUGAGAACCUUUUUAAUAUAUAAUCUUACCUCAUACUUGAUUUACACCUAGAAAACCUUUAUUUUGUUAGAAUGAAAUUUUAAUGAUCAAGAUAAAUCUUAUUUUAUAAGAAAAAUAGUAAAAACUUUACAUGAACACAU
Messenger RNA from Physella acuta, 2195 nucleotides. RefSeq names its product deacetylase Atu3266. NCBI's taxonomy places the organism in Eukaryota, Metazoa, Mollusca, Gastropoda, Physidae. The record is from RefSeq and is a predicted model, not a curated record. Gene Ontology annotation, molecular function: deacetylase activity; hydrolase activity, acting on carbon-nitrogen (but not peptide) bonds.